CCCGCCCGGCCCUGCACCAGGAAACGCCUGGGGGAGCGGAGCGGAGCGGAGACAGGAGCCAGGAUGGUGAUGUCUUCGCUGAAGCUUCAAGAUCUAAUCGAGGAGAUUCGAGGGGCCAAGACCCAGGCCCAGGAGCGGGAAGUGAUCCAAAAGGAGUGUGCCCACAUCCGGGCCUCCUUCCGCGAGGGGGACCCUCUGCACAGGCACCGCCAGCUGGCCAAACUGCUCUAUGUCCACAUGCUGGGCUACCCCGCCCACUUUGGACAGAUGGAGUGCCUGAAACUGAUCGCCUCCCCCAGGUUCAUAGACAAGAGGGUGGGCUACCUGGGGGCCAUGCUUCUGCUGGAUGAGAGGCAGGAUGCCCACCUGCUCAUCACCAACAGCAUCAAGAACGACCUGAGCCAGGGUAUUCCGGCCGUACAAGGCCUGGCCCUGUGCACUCUGAGCGCCAUGGGCUCUGCUGAGAUGUGCCGGGACCUGGCCACUGAGGUGGAGAAACUGCUCCUGGAGCGAAGCCCCUACGUGCGUAAGAAGGCUGUUCUGACUGCAGUGCACAUGAUCCGAAAAGUCCCCGAGCUCUCCGACACCUUCCUCCCAGUUUGUGCCAAACUGCUUCACGAACGUCACCACGGCGUCCUGCUGGGCACCGUCACGCUGAUCACAGAGCUCUGCGAACGAAGCCCUGCCGCCCUCAAGCACUUUCGAAAGGUGGUGCCCCAGCUGGUACAGAUCCUGCGGGCUCUGGUGAUGACGGGCUACUCCACCGAGCACAGCAUAUCUGGCGUCAGUGACCCCUUCCUACAGGUCCAGAUACUUCGUCUGCUCCGGAUUCUGGGCCGGAACCACGAGGAGAGCAGUGAGAGCAUGAAUGACUUGCUGGCCCAGGUGGCCACUAAUACAGACACCAGCCGAAAUGCAGGCAGCGCGGUCCUGUUUGAGACUGUGCUCACCAUCGUGGACAUCCGCUCUGCAGCUGGCCUGCGGGUUCUAGCUGUCAACAUCCUUGGCCGCUUCUUGCUCAACAGUGACAAGAAUAUUAGAUACGUAGCCCUGACAUCGUUGCUGCGACUGGUGCAGUCUGAUCACAGCGCGGUGCAGCGACACCGGCCCACUGUGGUGGAAUGUCUUCGGGAACCUGACGCCUCUCUCAGCCGGCGGGCCCUGGAACUGAGCCUGGCUCUGGUGAACAGCUCCAACGUGCGAGCCAUGACACAAGAGCUUCAGGGCUUCCUGGAGACCUGCCCCCUUGACCUGCGGGCAGACUGUGCCUCAGGAAUCCUGCUGGCCGCAGAGAGGUUUGCCCCAACCAAGCGAUGGCACAUAGACACCAUCCUGCGAGUGCUGACAAUGGCGGGCACCCAUGUUCGGGAUGACGCGGUGGCCAACCUGACCCAGCUGAUUGGCGGGGCCCAGGAGCUCCACGCCUACUCGGUGCGCCGCCUCUACAGUGCCCUGGCACAGGACAUCUCCCAGCAACCGCUGGUGCAAGUGGCCGCCUGGUGCAUUGGGGAAUACGGGGACCUUCUGCUGGAGGGGAGCUGUGAGGAAACUGAGCCACUUCAGGUGGAAGAAGAAGAAGUGCUGGCAUUACUGGAAAGGGUGCUGCAGUCCCACAUGUCCCUGCCAGCCACCCGAGGAUACGCCCUCACAGCCCUCAUGAAGCUUAGCACCCGGCUUCGUGGGGACAACAACCGCAUCCGCCAGGUGGUGUCCAUCUACGGAAGCUGCCUGGACGUGGAGCUGCAGCAGCGGGCUGUGGAGUACAACACCCUCUUCCGGAAGUACGACCACAUGAGGGCGGCCAUCCUGGAAAAGAUGCCUCUUGUGGAACGAGGUGGCCCUCAGGCUGAUGAGGAAGUGAAGGAAAGCCAAGAAGCAACCCAACUUUUGGAACCGGCCCCUGUCCCCACAGAGCCCCAGGCCUCAAAGCUCUUGGAUCUGUUAGAUCUCCUGGAUGGACCUUCUGAGGAUUCCCAGCAGCCUCCCCCUGUGGGUCCCUCUCCAGAAGGCACUUUAAUACACCUGCUCGACCUUCCCUGUGCUCCCCUAGCCCCAGCUCCCAUCCCAAAUCUCAAAGUGUUUGAGCGGGAAGGACUACAGCUGAAUCUGUCUUUUAUUAGACCCCCUGGAACCCCUACUUUGCUCUUAAUCACUGUCACUGCCACCAACGCCUCAGAGGGUGAUGUCACCCACUUCAUCUGCCAGGCCGCUGUGCCCAAGAGUUUCCAGCUGCAGCUACAGGCCCCCAGUGGGGACACAGUUCCAGCACAGGGUGGCCUUCCAGUGACCCAGAUCCUCCGAAUCCUCAAUCCUAACAAGGCCCCCUUGCGGUUAAAGCUGCGCCUCACCUACAACCACUAUGGCCGGUCAGUGCAGGAGGUCUUUGAGGUGAACAACUUGCCUGUGGAGACAUGGCAGUAACUCAGCCUCCACUCAGCCUCCCAGACCCCUGGGUUCCCAGGUUCUUGGAGCCUACAUCUGAGGACUACCAGCAGGUGGCGCUCUGGUCCCGUGGCUUGCCAUUGCAAAAACUGGAGGGGGCCCACCCCUCUCCCCGACAAAUAAUGGAAGUCCAAUAAAGCCUGAGGGAGUGAGUUAUAUUUGUAUAUAUUUGAGGUAGAAAAUAU
Messenger RNA from Eptesicus fuscus (big brown bat), 2627 nucleotides. RefSeq names its product adaptor related protein complex 1 subunit gamma 2 (gene AP1G2). Lineage: Eukaryota; Metazoa; Chordata; Mammalia; Chiroptera; Vespertilionidae. Gene Ontology annotation, cellular component: Golgi apparatus; membrane coat; AP-1 adaptor complex. Gene Ontology annotation, biological process: intracellular protein transport; Golgi to vacuole transport; receptor-mediated endocytosis. The record is from RefSeq and is a predicted model, not a curated record. The coding region runs from base 64 to 2421 and encodes 785 amino acids. The transcript is spliced from 22 exons. Gene Ontology annotation, molecular function: clathrin-cargo adaptor activity.